UCACAAACAAUGAUGGAUUGGACUUCCUGCCGUGAUUUAUGCAUCUCAGAAGGUGGUGGACUGGCCGUUCUUAACAACCCUGGUAGCAGUAAGGCUGCUGCUGAAGAAAAAAGUAAGACCGGUAAAGACCUUUGGGUUGCUUUGAGGAAUCACAAUGGCAAUCUACAAUGGAACGAUGGUUCCCCAUUUACUGGAGAAUUUGCAUAUAGGGAUGAAACCCUAGGCUGUUAUGGUCUGGACAACAGCGGAAUUCUGUCCUUUCACUGUGACACAAAGAAGCUGUGCUUGUGUGAGAAAAAGCCUGAGCAGCUUUAACUGGUGCAGUAAGAUGUGUGGUCCGAUACGAACAUUUAUGUCAGAUAUGAAAGCUACACAGGACCUGAGUUUCACCGCUACUGCUGCAGUUCUUACUGGACUCUUGGCCCAAAAAGAGACUGUUACACAGUCAUGUGAAAAAGAAAGUACACCCUAUUUUAAUUCUAUGAGGUAGAUUUACCAAGCAGUGGUUAAGAGUUAAGAAGCAGCGGUCAUAAGACCUCUGAGGUGGCGGACUGAAAUCAUCCCGAUCAGGUACGAUCGGGAUGAUUGACACCAUCUGCUAGCUACUGAUUGACCACAAAUAUGCAGGGGGUGGCAUUUCACAAGCAUUUCACAAGACAUGCUUAUGCAAUGAUAAAUGUCGACAGCGUAUACUGUCGGCAUUUAUUGAUGUCGGGCGGACAUGAUUUGCUAUCACCAUAUAAUAAAUCGGCCCCCAUGGUUUUAUG
Molecule: messenger RNA, 767 nt
Organism: Bombina bombina (fire-bellied toad)
Lineage: Eukaryota; Metazoa; Chordata; Amphibia; Anura; Bombinatoridae
Product: C-type lectin domain family 1 member A-like
Exons: 4
Coding region: 10-315 (101 amino acids)
Source: RefSeq, a predicted model, not a curated record